Messenger RNA from Hirsutella rhossiliensis, 2022 nucleotides. RefSeq lists its product as uncharacterized. Gene Ontology annotation, biological process: chromatin remodeling. Lineage: Eukaryota; Fungi; Ascomycota; Sordariomycetes; Hypocreales; Ophiocordycipitaceae. Gene Ontology annotation, cellular component: Swr1 complex. Bases 1 to 2022 code for a protein of 673 amino acids. Gene Ontology annotation, molecular function: ATP-dependent H2AZ histone chaperone activity. The transcript is spliced from 6 exons. The record is from RefSeq and is a predicted model, not a curated record.
AUGGAGAAGAAGAGGAAGCUGCCCGCUCGAGCUGCCGCCCGCGUCGAGCAAGCUGCCAAGAAGCGACACGUCGCGAGCCGCGAUCAUUCGUCGACGCCGACGCCCGCACAACCCGUCAGGGAACCCACGCCUCCGCCGCCCCCUCCUUCGUUGCCCACGUCGAUUCAGGUCGGAAAGCCCCUGCCCACGGUCGAGGACGCCCAGUCUGGAGACCUGUCUGUUAAGGAAUACCAGUCCAUCUCCGAGAGCGGUGUCCUCGCCGAGUCCCUCUCCCGGUCCCGCCAUAAAUGGAUCAGCGAAGGCCUCUUCGAAAAGUACUGGACCAAGCCCUACAAGCGCAAGGGCGUCUUGCACGAAGACCCCAAGAACCCCCCAAAGGACAGCAUGACCAGGGUUGGCACCGUCACCAUCACCAUCGAGCCGCACAUCGUCGAAGCUACCAUGUACGCCGUCAAGCAGCCCAAGCAGCCACUGCCCUCUCCACCGAUUCGUCCGGUGCUCCAGUACGGUCCCCCAAACGGCUCCAUGCCUCCUCCGCCGACGCGCACUCCAGCGACGAACCCAUCUCAACCGUCUCCAGCGCCAACGCCUCGGCGUCAAAAUGCUGCUUCGCCAGCCGAUGCCUUGAAACCAACCCCUGGUGUCACACCGCGAGCCUCCGUGGCACCUUCUCCCGUGGCAUCCGCCGCGGCUACGCCUCCCGUGACGGCGAGCCGGCAACCAUCGAACCCACCUCCCCGGCAAGCUGUCGCCCCUCAAACGGCUACCACACCACUCGCGGCCCCCGGAGCCCAUCCUCCGAACACCGCCGCAAAGCCCGCAGCUAAUGAUCCCGUCAUUGCGCUGCUAGCCCAGAAAGCCUCGGGCGACCCGGAGCUGCGCGACUUGAUGAAGAGGGUGGCGGUGGGACAGGCUCGAGAGGGAGAGUUGGCGCAGUUUCAGAAGAUUAUCGACCAGCUCAACGUGGAAUGCAAGCAGAAAAGUAGCCAGCCCGGCCCGUCUGCAGAUGCGCUGCUCGUGGAUGGCCGCACCGUCAAGUACUUUGCAGAUGAGGUACGCACGAUUCUGGACAUUGUUCUCGCCUCCAACCCGAACCAGAAGUCUACGGAGCUACGGCCGCCGCCGCGGAGCGACCCUCUGGUAGUCCUGCUCGUCAAAACGGCUCUGGAGGAUCAGAGGACCAAGGACAUGAUUCGACGCAUUGCCGAAGGCCGGCCCGGCUUCACCGACGCGCGAGAUCUCAAGGAAAUUCUCGACAGGCUGCAUCGAGACGCAAAGACGGUUCCCAAAGGACCCCCGCCUCCUGCACCGUCGCAUGUCAAGCAGCCGACGCCCAACGGGGCGCCCAACGGCCAUGCCAAGACUGCCAACUUCAAUACCCCACAGCACGAGACUGUGCAGGCUCUCCGCUCCAAGGGACCCCCACCUGCGGCGAAGCCAGACAUCUCGGCUGUCGUAUUCGACUUUGGCAGCGGCGAUCGAUAUAUCUUCCCAAAGUACAGCGUACUGGAGUUUCUGCCGACGCAGAGUGGACAGCAGAUGAUUGCGUCAUUCUUGAUUGUUCGCAAGGGAAGCACGUCGGAGUACGGGGGAGAUCCAGCUCUGGACUAUUACCAACCCGUCACAAUUCGCCUCUCCACCAACACCGGACGCCACUUGGAGAAUCUGGCCAGGGUUGUUGCUUCGCAGGAGGAAGUGCGACGAUACAUGAACGAUGUUAUGGAUAACAUGACGCGCGCAGAGUACGUUUUACUGGCCAUGCGACUACCGCGGGCGGAGAGCGAUGGCGAUCAGACCAUGCUACACGCCGAAGAAGAGAACGGCUCGACGCCGAAAUCUGAAUCGGAGCCGGAAAGAGUCCAGCCGCCCAAGCCCGGUGUUUUGUGGGCAUCUAGCUCGGCAAAAAAGCCGUUGGACGCGCCCAGCAUCACCAAGUUGCAGGACUCGGAGCAGCAGAGCCAGCUGAAAUAUGAGCGGCUGAUUCGAUCGGUCGCGGAAAAGGACCCGGAGGCUGCAUCAUGA